This is a messenger RNA of Racocetra persica, 553 nucleotides long. The record is from the annotation of a GenBank genome assembly. NCBI's taxonomy places the organism in Eukaryota, Fungi, Glomeromycota, Glomeromycetes, Diversisporales, Gigasporaceae.
GUGUUUACAACAGUCGCAAGAGUUUAUAUUUGAGGACGAAGAUUGUGAAUUUAUUAUAAUGGAUCCUACAAUCGCCCCACAAAUUAGCAAAUUAUCACUCAACAAUAUAAAGAUUCGUUCGCUUGCACUUUUUAUUUCUUUUAACAGAGAUGCGAUUCGUGAAUUGGACGAUGACCAAUUUCACACAUUUGGUUUUCAUACCAUUUUUCAUGACUUUUCCAAACUCCAAAAUUCGUCAGAAAAAUUAAAGUUUGCAACCGACUUCGUCCAAUAUUGUGCACUGAACUGCUGGGCAAACGGGUGGAAAAUCAUCGUUCUAGUAUCUACUCAUUUGAGAUUUUGUAAUGAAAUUACUAACUUCAUAUACAAAAUCCGUAAAGUUUGUGACAAUCUAACUUUGGAUAUUGUUAUUAUCCAACCAAAGAAUAAUGAAAAUAAUGUUAAUGAGGAUAGAGAAAUCAACAACUAUAUUAAACAUUUUCAUGCAAACGCUUUUCCCACUGCUCUGAUCUGUGACCCUUCGGAAGGACUCAAUGCUCUUUUUGUAAAUUAA